AUGCCCAACGAAGACCUCAAGGCGCACGCCGCCUCCAACCAAGACUUCUACGCCCUCCUGGAUGUCCCCGCAGCAGCCAACGAAUCCGAAAUCCGACGCGCAUACCGUCGCACCGCCCUAAAAUACCACCCAGACAAGAUCGCCAACCCCACACCGGCCGACAUCGACAAGUUCCACUUCCUCCAGAUCGCCUACGAUGUCCUCUCCGACCCCUCAGUCCGACAGCUAUACGACAAUGCUCGGGAAGCGCGACAGCGCAAGCAGCGCGAGCGGGACAUGAUGGGCGCGGCGAAGCGCAAGAUGCGAGAGGACCUCGAAGCACGGGAACGAGCAGGCGCUGCGGAGAUGGGUGGUGCUGGGGUGAAGCAGGGUGUUAAGAGGUCUUGGAUGGCAGGUGGGGAUGAUGAUGCGGAGGAGAAGCUUCAGCGGGAGAUUGAGCGCAUUGCGGAGGAUGGGAGGCGGAGACGUCGCGAGGCGGAGGAUAAGAUUAAGAAGGAGUUGGACGAGGAGCAAAAAAAGCCAGCGGGUGGAUCGGUCGAAGGAGGGGGUGGUGCUGAGGUUCCUGAGCUUGAGCGUGCGGUUAAGGUGCGCUGGGUGCGCGAGGGACGUGGGCUUGAGGUUGAUAUUGAGAGGCUCGCGGUGCUGUUUGCGCCGUUUGGGAAGAUUGAGAAUACGUUUAUGCUUAAGGAUAAACGUCAGCGGAUCGGGGAUAAGAAGGAGAAGAAGACUGUUGCAACUGGUGUGGUGGUCUUCACUUCUAUUGUCAGUGCUCAUACUGCUGUGCUUGAUAGCGAGAAGAAGCUCCGCCAGCAAACUGGACGGGACGGCGAGUGGGCUCUUAUUGAGUCUGUCUUCUGGGCCUCGGGCAGCCAGCCUGAUCUGGGAAUGGGUACGAAUGGGCAGGCUACUGCUGAUGCACCAUCCAAGCCCAAAGCACCCGAACCGGCGGCUACGCCUUCAAUGCCUUCUACCAAUCCUUCCAACGGAUCUGCCAAACCCUCCUUCAAUUUCCCAGGCUUGAAUUCAGCUCCUCCUUUUGGGAAAGCGCCGUCGUUCGGAUCCUUUGCCUCUGCAUCUGCUGCGAGUGCCCCCAAGGCAUCAUCAUUCAAUCCGUCUGGAAAGUCUUCAAGCACGCCUAACAUGGAGGAAGUGACCCUGAUGCGAUUGAAGAAUGCGCAACGAGAGAAGGAGCGCAAAGCCCUCGAGGAACAACUAGCGCGCGAAGAUGAAGCCGCAGAUGCAGAAGAAGCGGCAGCGAAAGCCACCUAG
Messenger RNA from Penicillium canescens, 1269 nucleotides. Its product is annotated as putative cell cycle control protein (Cwf23). The record is from RefSeq and is a predicted model, not a curated record. Gene Ontology annotation, cellular component: spliceosomal complex. The transcript is spliced from 2 exons. The coding region runs from base 1 to 1269 and encodes 422 amino acids. Gene Ontology annotation, biological process: spliceosomal complex disassembly. NCBI's taxonomy places the organism in Eukaryota, Fungi, Ascomycota, Eurotiomycetes, Eurotiales, Aspergillaceae.